AUGGGUGUUGACACUGCAGCCGACCCACCCGUUCGACGUCCGCCACCACCUCUGCCGAACAGGCGUGCUGAACCAGCCGGCGACGACCUGUGGGGAAAGUGCAACAAAAAGGGGUGCACACUCUCAUCUGCAAUGCAAGCCAACGAUGCAGGUGCAGGAUCUGUGUAUAGUCCGAAGCGAGACACUGCCAGGAGUCCAUUCCGCGGUACUGAUGACCUCCGGCGAUGGAACUGGAAUCUUUCCCCUCCAGAGAAAAUUGACGAAUCAUUUCACGACUUCUACCGCACAUGGGGCAUUGGAGAGGCCCUCACUGGCCUUGGGGUCUCGGAGUAUUCAGAUGUCUUCGACGGUGGGGAGCACCGGGUCAUCUCCAUCGACCACCGGGAGUACGGUCUGUUGGGGGAAAGUGUAGACGAGCAAUCAUACGAUGUCGAUGGGAAGAGCUACCGAGCAACCGGUGCUUCCUACGCCUUCUCCAUUGAUGUCAAGGACGGUGUCAUCAUGAGUUUGAACCGGGUAUCGCCACGCUACGCUUCAAGGGAUCGCAAGCCGCCCGUGCCCAGCGAUCAGUGGCCGGCGCUGAGGCAGUUCUCAGACAUUGCGUGGAUAGGCUGGGACUCGAUGACCGAGGGUGACGAGAUCAAGGGUCUUCGGUAUCUUCUCUCGGUGGGCAUCGUCAACACUGAGACUAAGCAAGUGACUCGUCGUGCCUUGGAUGCUAAAGGCUGGGUGCUGAGUCCAUGGCCUGGCCACACAUUUGAGCGAAACUGGCCCGAGACCAAGGCACUGGUAGGCACUCCUAAUCUCCUAGGCUUUGCAUACUUCCUCACAGAGCACAAGGAUGUCUUGGGCAACAUGUUCGUCGACAAGGUGCAGGUGUUCCAAUCUGACACAACAUCUCGCAAUCCGUCCAUUGUCAUGCAUCUGUUGCAGCCAAGAGCUCGAAGAAAAAUUCAGCAGCGUGACGGCAACAAGAUGAUCGCUGUUGAGGUGGUGGAGGUGAUGGAGCUGCACCCUCUGUGGGCCAAGCUGUGA
Didymella exigua CBS 183.55 is the source of this 1035-nucleotide messenger RNA. RefSeq lists its product as uncharacterized. Bases 1 to 1035 code for a protein of 344 amino acids. The record is from RefSeq and is a predicted model, not a curated record. The transcript is spliced from 2 exons. Lineage: Eukaryota; Fungi; Ascomycota; Dothideomycetes; Pleosporales; Didymellaceae.